UUUUCUAGAAAGCACAGUGUUCGCAUGUCAGUCGUCCGUGUUACAGGGCUACCUUGAGAUGGUAAUUCUUCCUGAUUACAAUCGUUUAGAAGGAGACACUUCACUUUAGUGGAAUCAAUAUGCCGAAAUCAUCACGUCCGCCUUGCUAUUUGGUUAAAUAUUCAUUACCCAACUGUCAAGGUAAAGCCACGAGGAAUUCCGCAUGAAUGUAAACAUGGCCGAGGUGAGUAGCGUACGUGACGGAGCGAACAUCCCCAUGGCGUGUCAGUUAUGCAGCUCCGACGAGCGGCUAAUGGUCUGCUCAGGGUGCAGGAGAACUUGGUAUUGUUCCAAAGAGCACCAAAAACUAGACUGGAAAUAUCACAAGAAAAACUGUAAACGAAUGAGAGAGGAGGAGGGGGAAACUAAACACAAGCAUGGCAUCACGUUAACUCCUUCAUCGUUGGAGAUUCCACGCUACAAAGGUGAUGGCAUCGCGCAAAAAAUGUCUGCCGAGGCAAUGACCCAGAACAUGAAUAAAAUGAGCCAAAGUUUACAUGAUGAUUUAAAGCUGACAGAUGAUAAACCUAUCAAGAAGAAAAUAUCGGAAGAGUUUUACACCAGUCAGUCCAGCAGCUCAGGACGUAAGGUCCUGACAGAUGAAGGGAGUUCCGAGUCGUACAUUCUUCAUUCAGCCGAGUCUGCACUAAACGAGCCCGUGUACCACAAACCCCCAGCCCAGAUCUCGUCCCACAGUCAAGAACUACGUUACACCCCCUCCGUCCGCUCUUACGAAGAUGAGCCCGUCGACAACAUGCAUGCAUACCUCAGUGUUCUAGAGUCUCGAAAUGAAAUGUUAGGAGAUUACGUUGUGAAGUGUCUCCAUACUUAUGGAAUUUGUGUUAUGGACAACUUUUUAGGAGAGACAAAAGGAUUAUCUAUUCUGGCAGAAGUCAAGACGCUUCACAAGAUGGAUAAAAUGACGAGCGGGGAACUGGUCAACCGCAGUCUUGGAUCUAAUGCACAGCGAAUCCGUGAUGAUUUGAUCACUUGGGUGGAUGGACGUGAGCCAGGCUGCUCAAACAUUCAGUUUUUAAUUUCAUCCAUGGAUGCAGUGAUUUUAAAAUGCACUAAGAAACUGAAAGACUGUACCAUAAAUGGUCGUACAAAGGCUAUGGUGGCCUGUUAUCCGGGUCCUUCCUCUGGAUAUCUCCGUCAUGUGGAUAAUCCAAACAAAGAUGGCCGAGCUAUCACCUGUAUUUAUUACCUCAACAAGGACUGGGACUCGAAGACUGAUGGAGGAACACUGCAUAUAUACCCUGAAAACGAGAGUCGUAUCGCCAGCAUCGAGCCCAACUUUGACCGACUUCUGUUUUUCUGGUCAGAUCGACGAAAUCCUCACGAAGUCAUGCCAACGACCAAAACAAGAUACGCCAUUACUGUUUGGUAUUACGAUGCUGUCGAAAGGAAACAAGCCGUGGAGAAAUUUACAGAGGGUCAGAAGCAUCCUAAGCGAUAGCAGAGAUACAUUGGAUUGUGGGUAUUUUUUUCUGUGCUAAGCAAUAUGUCAGUUGUACUCUCCAUGUUGUUUGCUUGGUGCCUUACUGUGAUGUCAUAAUACUAUGAUGUCACAUUACUGUGAUGUCAUAAUUACUUCUUCAGUCAAGUGCUCGGCUCGAUCUUUGACUUCAAAUAUUUAUUUCCAAAUCCUUGCAACAAGGUGUUUAUUUCAAGUUGUAAAUUGUACACAUGCUUUGUGUCAUUCAAAUAUUCUCCGGAAUAAAUAUAUUGAAUCAAAAAAGUGUAGCAAGCUCACAUCAACUCUUGAUUGUUGGUCAUCUCACAAGAAGACUUAUUUUUACGAAGGAAUCAUGUUAGACAGUUAAAAUCACAGUCAAGUGAUGCGUAGUUUAGACAGUUAACAUGUCUGUUGUAUCUGAUUGUUCACAAAUGAAUAGCGGACAAAAUGAUUGAUAUAUUGUGUGCUAAAUGGACAUGAAUGUAGUGAUUAUGAA
Messenger RNA from Saccostrea cuccullata (small rock oyster), 1994 nucleotides. RefSeq names its product egl nine homolog 1-like. The coding region runs from base 203 to 1498 and encodes 431 amino acids. The transcript is spliced from 5 exons. Gene Ontology annotation, biological process: peptidyl-proline hydroxylation to 4-hydroxy-L-proline; cellular response to hypoxia. Gene Ontology annotation, molecular function: L-ascorbic acid binding; peptidyl-proline 4-dioxygenase activity; ferrous iron binding. The record is from RefSeq and is a predicted model, not a curated record. Lineage: Eukaryota; Metazoa; Mollusca; Bivalvia; Ostreida; Ostreidae. Gene Ontology annotation, cellular component: cytoplasm; nucleus.